Sodiomyces alkalinus F11 is the source of this 2640-nucleotide messenger RNA. Its product is annotated as exocyst complex component Sec10. The record is from RefSeq and is a predicted model, not a curated record. The transcript is spliced from 2 exons. Bases 1 to 2640 code for a protein of 879 amino acids. Gene Ontology annotation, cellular component: cytoplasm; exocyst. NCBI's taxonomy places the organism in Eukaryota, Fungi, Ascomycota, Sordariomycetes, Glomerellales, Plectosphaerellaceae. Gene Ontology annotation, biological process: Golgi to plasma membrane transport; exocytosis.
AUGGAUCGGACUGGGGCUGGGACUGGGGCUGGGACUGGGGCUGGGACUGGGGCUGGAGCUGCUGCCGCAGCCGGUGCUACCCCCGGAACCGCCUCUAUAUUUCCCAAGGGACCCAGCUUUACCUUUGAUGACUUUUCCAGCAAGGACUUUAUAGUCCGUGAUUUCAUCGACACGCUUACCGAGACUGCUAUCCCUGCAAGCCGCCGGUCUGGACAGUCCCAACCAGCAUUCGACCCAAAGCCGCUCAUCCGUACAUUUGAGAAUGCGCUGGCCCAACUCGCUACCUUGUCCGAAGAAUUACAAGAAAAAGAAUCCGAGCUACUCUCCAACGUUCGACGAGCCGAGAUACAACAUGACCAAACCCUCGAAACUUUGGGUCACAAGCUCGACCAGUCCAUGCAGUCCUUCGAGGCGUUGGAUCUAUCGCUGAACAACCCUGGCGACAACGCGGACCGAAUCGGGGGGCACAAUGGCACCGGCGGCGCAAACGUGGCGGUCCAAAUAGGAGAAAUGCUGGAAGAGCUCGACAAGAAGAGAAGACGGGCGCAGGACGCCAGCUUCUUGAUUCAGUGCUGGACAGAAGUCAGCGAGACGGGGCGACUGACAUCCCUGGAAGAGAUACAACGACAAGGCGGAGCAGAGAACAAGGUCCGGUGUGCCGUCAUCUCCCGCCAGCUGAUGCGAAUCAGUCAGCGGUUGGACACGCCCUCUUGGGCCGAGACCAAGACCGCUCGAGCGAACGGCCUCAGCAACGGCUCGACGGAGACGAACCACCGGACACAUCAUAAUACGCGAGAGGUGAUCGAGAAGUUCAGCGAGGGUCUGGAGCAGGAGCUGUUGCAGCAGUUCAACAACAGCUAUCGGCGUCAAAACCUGGACGACAUGAGGGAGUGCGCCAAAGUUCUCCAGGACUUCAACGGGGGUGCCAGCGUCAUCGCCAUCUUCGUCAACCAGCACCAGUUUUUCAUCGACCGGGACCAGCUCAUCCACGACGAGGUCACGACCGACAACGAAGUAUGGGAACAGCUCGCCGACCCGGAUUCGGACCCUCCAGGCGUGGAGCCCAGCCUGCAGUCUUUGGUCGACGAGGUCAAGAUCGUCAUGCAGGAGGAGUCGUUCAUCAUCAAGAGGGCGUUCCCGUAUUACGAGACGGUCCUAAUCAAGUUCAUCCAGAGAGUAUUCCAGCAGUCCAUCCAGCAGCGGCUGGAACUAGUGCUAGAAAAGGCCAACACCGUUUCGUCCCUCGCCUUCCUGCGGUCCCUCCACUCAUCCAGAGCCUACAUCAGUGCGCUGGUGGAGGACCUCAAGUCGCACGGCCUGACCGAGUACCCGGAACCGGCAUCUUCGCAAAUCUCCCAGACCCUGGAUCAGCAGAUGGAGGAGCUGUUUGUGCCUUACCUCGUCGGCAAUUCAUACAUCGACAGGGAGAAGAAGAGCUUGGAAGAAAUGUACAACUCCCUUCUGUUCAAGUUCACCGCCUACCACGCCAAGCGGAAAAAGGCACCGACGGGCUUCAUGGCCUCGCUCGCGCAGCAGAGCACCCAGCUCCUGUCCUCGGCCAAGGACGCCUACCUGGAGCGACUGAACUCGUCCGAGCUGACCCCGACGCAGAAAGCCAUGAUGCUCCGCGUGGCCGGACUGCAGGACAACCGCGACAACAAGCACGACGUCGAGGUGACCGAGGAAGACGGCCAGCUCAGCGUGCAGAACGCGAAGCGCAUGAUGAAGUGGCUGGCGGAAAGCGUCCGACGGACCCUGGAGCUGGGCUCGCCGGUCGAGACGCCCAAGGACGUGAACGUGCUGCUCCACCUCCUCCUGGCCACCAUGGACCAAGUCUACAUCGAGACGGGGCUCGACGCCGUGCUCGACCAGUCGACGUCCCUGGAACAUUCCAAGACGGAACCCGACCUGAGCUUCCUCCCCUCGGUGCGCUCAGCCGUGACCAUCGCCGCCAUCAUGGAACGCUUCAUCACCACCGUGCUCAUCAAGCUCGCCGAGCCCAACACCACCGUGCGCCGCAGCAUGUCCGCGAAGACCCAGACGGCCAUGGACGACAUCGAGCGCAAGAUCAACGGCGUCAUGAAGAGCGCCGCCGACGUCCUCACCAACUGGGUCGCCCGCUGCCUCGCCUCCCACCAGAAGAAGCUCGACUUCCGCCCCCGCGACGCCGAGCUCGACACCCUCCAGACCGCCACCUGCCUGCAGGUCAGCACCUUCCUCGCCCGCGCCUCCCACCUCGUCGCCCAGGUCCUCGACGGGCCCAACCUGGAAGUUUUUGCGUCCGAGCUCGCCCUCGCCGUCCUCCUCCUGCUUUUCGAGCACUUCAAGAAGUUCCAGGUCAACGCCACCGGCGGCCUCAUGGUCACCCAGGACAUCUCCAAGUAUGUCGCCAGCCUCAAGGACUUCGGGCCGCUGACCCGCGAGGUCGAGACUUCGGUCGAGCUCCUCACGGAGGUCGGCUCCCUCUUCAUCGUCGGACCUGAGGCCCUGCGGGAGAAGGCUCGUACGCUUCCCGCCGCCGCUCCGUCCGCCUCUGCCGGCCUGGGCCGGAAACUGACCAAGGCCGACUUCCGGGCCUUCGUGCAGAGGCGGGACGAUGCUAGCUCACCGGGAAUCCAGGGCGUUCUAGCUGCGUUAUGA